Mercenaria mercenaria is the source of this 1646-nucleotide messenger RNA. Its product is annotated as piggyBac transposable element-derived protein 4-like. The transcript has 6 exons. NCBI's taxonomy places the organism in Eukaryota, Metazoa, Mollusca, Bivalvia, Venerida, Veneridae. The coding region runs from base 513 to 1646 and encodes 377 amino acids. The record is from RefSeq and is a predicted model, not a curated record.
ACACAUACCAAUGCAGAAACCACACCACCAACACAUACCAAUACAGAAACCACACCACCAACACAUACCAAUGCAGAAACCACACCACCAACACAUACCAAUGCAGAAACCACACCACCAACACAUACCAAUGCAGAAACCACACCACCAACACAUACCAACGUAGAAACCACACCACCAACACAUACCAACGCAGAAACCACACCACCAUAUCAAUGCAGAAACAACACCACCAACACAUACAAACGCAGAAAACACACCACCAACACAUACUAACGCAGAAACCACACCACCAACACAUAUAUCAAUGCAGAAACCACACCACCAACACAUACCAAUGCAGAAACCACACCACCAACACAUACCAAUGCAGAAACCACACCACCAACACAUACCAAUGCAGAAACCACACCACCAACACAGAAACCACACCACCAACACAGAAACCACACCAUCACUUGUUGAUAGUUUACAUCUGGAGUUAGAAACCUCAGUGGAUGACGAUAUAGUGUAUGUUUGAUGACUUUGUUGGUACACCUGGACCCAAUCUACUAGAUGGAUUUGACAGGGGUAAUGCCAGGCCCAUAGAUUACUUCUGGCUGAUGUUUCCUGCCAACUUGAUAACGAAGCUGGUACAGUAUACCAACUCCUAUGCAGUGUGGAAGAUGGUACAAAAUGGUGCUGUGGACGACAAGUGGGAGGAAGUUACUGAGCCAGAAAUGAAAGCCUAUCUCGGAAUAAAUAUUCUUAUGGGAAUCAAAGAACUGCCUGAAGUUGAAAUGUACUGGUCUACUGAUCCAUUCAUUGGCAACACUGGGAUACAGCAAGUCAUGACAUGUAACCGAUUUCAUAAGAUAACUCUGUACUUUCAUGCUUCAAAUCCGGAUACCAAGCCACGAGGUACACCAGCUUAUGAUAGACUGUAUAAGGUUCAUGAGAUUAUUAGUGCAGUGUCUGACGCCUUUUUCAGAGAAUAUCCGUUGUGUCGUGAGGUUUCAGUUGAUGAAGCCAUGAUAAAGUUUUCUGGUAGACUAUCUUUCCGUCAAUAUAUGCCAGUGAACCCUAUAAAACGGGGCAUGAAGGCAUGGAUGCUUUGCGACACGAAAUCUGCUUACCUGUUGAAGGACGUGUACCUUGGUCGUCAAGAUACCCAUACAGCGCAUGGUCUUGGAUUUAACACCUCAAGAAACCAGGAGAUGUGCGCAACAGAGCAGACUUCAAGAUUCUACAGUAUGGGAACACUAACAUCACUGCAUCUGUUUGGAAAGACAAGAAACUGGUGUACCAUAUCUCGAGGUUUGAGUGAUCCAAGCGAUGUUAGAGAUGCACAGAGAAGACAAACAUGGAAGGUAAUAGACAUUUGUGAUACACAGACAAACGUGGAAGGAAAGAGACUAUUGUUAGAUACAAGCAAACAUGGAAGGUUAGAGACAAUUGUUAAGCACAGACAAACAUGGGAGAGGAGGUUUAUGUACUUGACGGAGAGAGAAGGUAGGGAGAGGGAGAACGCUAGUUUCUGGCCAGAAUUGAAAAAGUUUUGGAAGUCAGUUGAGGAGAAGCAGACAGAGAAGUGGAGGGGGAUGGAGGAGAGUGACAGUCGGAGGGUUGCACGAGCACGUGCAGCCCUCCGAGACAGGGAGACUUGA